This is a messenger RNA of Penicillium maclennaniae, 1878 nucleotides long. RefSeq lists its product as uncharacterized. The transcript has 3 exons. NCBI's taxonomy places the organism in Eukaryota, Fungi, Ascomycota, Eurotiomycetes, Eurotiales, Aspergillaceae. The coding region runs from base 1 to 1878 and encodes 625 amino acids. The record is from RefSeq and is a predicted model, not a curated record.
AUGCCCUCCAGAUUGCGCAGCGCACUUCCGCGGAGCCUGUCGCGCCCGCUGGACAGCGCGGGUGUCUUCUACUGCCCCUCCUGCUCAACCUGGAGACGGGAGCUCACAACGCGUGCAGGCGCCAGCACCGGCAUUGGCAGAAUUGGCUCGGCACGUAGAUCGAAUCGCCUGCUGGAGCCGGCUACGACUGUCAAUGCUCGCCAUUUCACUCAUUCAUCUGUUAUCACGGCAGGCAAGGCAAUCCCACCGCGAUUCAAGGAGCUGCACGAUGCUCUGAGUAGAGUCCAAGAUGCAGCGAUACAGGAAGUCAGUAUUAGUCGGUUACAACUGGCGUUGAGAGGGUUAGAGUCUGAAGCGCCUCUUAUUCGAGUUGCCGUUCUCGGACUAGAUAAAGCCGACUCUGCGCGCAGAUUGGUUCGGUUGCUUCUCGCCGAUCCUCUGAGUCAACGCGAGAGCUGGGAGGAUGUUCUCGACGGCUAUGAUGCGGACCCUUCGCGGGGUCUAUUAAUUCGAUACGGCGAAGUCUCGGAAUCCCUACCCGAUGACCUUCUUCCGACACUUGCAGUCCGCUCACCCGUCCUGAAGAAGGGUAACAUCGAAAUCCUCAUCGGCAAAAUCGGCUCUGAAGCGGCCUCGGCUGGCGCCUCCCUCUCCGCCGAUACCUUCCUCGUCCCCAAUGUCACGAUUCCAACAUCACACUCCGGGCGGCAAAAUAUGAUCCGGUACCCUGUGCACGGGAGUAUCGUGUGCGGACACGGAGUGAAUGGAUUGUUGGCAUUCAGUAGCUUGGUGAGCCGUGCAGACUUGAAGAAUGAAAUUGCCUCAGUGCGCGGUGCAAUCGAGCUUUCCGUGGCGAACCAGACCCGUGAUAGCGAUCGUCUUUCGUUUGUGGAUAUCGAACGUGCGAGCACUGCCCUGGACAAGAUCCGUGAAUCCGUGCAAAAUGCCACCGAAUAUGAACGGGGGUGGAAUGCGAGUGGUGUGCAGGCCGUGGUCGACUGGCUCGCAAAUUUCUCCCUGGCGGACAGUGGAGAAGAGUUAAAUCCUGCUCUAGUCCCGUUGAUUGAAUCGCUGCUCAAUGCGGCCGACGAAGGUGUGAGAGCUCGGGAUGCCCAAGCUCUUCAGAAACAGACCGUCGGAGCUGUCUCCGAGGAAGUGCGGACCGAGCUUGAGCGUGGAGUCGUCUCCUGGGCAGAGCAAGGGCAUUCAGAGCUCCGUAGCGCUCUCGAGGCAGGCUUCGCUAGUCCGCGCUGGCGAGGUCUUGCAUGGUGGAAGCUCUUCUGGCGGGUUGAUGAUGUCGGCAUGAUCACAUCUGAUAUCUUGGAGAAGCAAUUUCUUCGCCGCGCCGAGCGCGAGGUCAUCUUCAAUUCGGGCAAAUACCAGCAGGCGGGCCUGCUAGAGGAGCCCAUCACUCCUCCUGAGUCCAACACAGAUUCAGCCCCCAGCAAAGCUUCACUUACUCCCUGGCCGACUCUGAUCCCCGAUCUUAGGGCCAAGUUGCUCAACACCACAGUUCCCUCGCUGCAGGCCCUCGCCCAGAGCCUAGUGCUCUUCAGCGUUUCUACCACUGCCUUGACCUCGACACUCUCUGUCCUCACGUACAUUUCCGUUCCUUCAGCAUCCGCUUAUGAAUCGGCCACCAUCGGCGCACUCGGUCUAAUCUACUCCCUACGUCGUCAGCAGAAGAAGUGGGAUAGUGCCCGUGGAUUCUGGGAGGACGAGGUCCGCGAAGAGGGCCGCACAUGUCUUCUCGAAACGGAAGCAUUGCUGCGUCAGAUUGUCCGUGAAGGUGGUAAAAGCAUCAGUGACGCGUCCGACCACCGCGCACGAGAAGCGGUUGUCCGCGCACGCAAGGCGUUAGAAGCUGUACGCUCGUGA